Messenger RNA from Plasmodium vivax (malaria parasite P. vivax), 1615 nucleotides. RefSeq names its product calcium-dependent protein kinase 4, putative. Bases 1 to 1590 code for a protein of 529 amino acids. Gene Ontology annotation, biological process: protein autophosphorylation; intracellular signal transduction; peptidyl-serine phosphorylation. Gene Ontology annotation, molecular function: ATP binding; calcium ion binding; calcium/calmodulin-dependent protein kinase activity. Gene Ontology annotation, cellular component: nucleus; cytoplasm. The record is from RefSeq and is a predicted model, not a curated record. Lineage: Eukaryota; Apicomplexa; Aconoidasida; Haemosporida; Plasmodiidae. The transcript is spliced from 2 exons.
AUGGGCCAAGAAAUCUCCACGCCGAACGACGCACGAAAUGAAGAAGGCAAAGGAAGCUACAAAAAGAACCUAAAGGGAAGCAACGCAAAGGGGGAGCAGAAAGAAGGCAGUUUGCAAAUGUCUAAGAAGAUUGCCCAAAACAGUUUUAACAAUAGCAAGUUAAGGCCGGGCAUGUUCAUACAAAACAGCAACGUGGUGUUUAAUGAGCAAUACAAGGGAAUCAAAAUUUUGGGGAAAGGAUCCUUUGGAGAAGUGAUCCUCAGUAGGGACAAGCACACAGGACAUGAGUACGCCAUAAAGGUCAUAAGCAAGAAGCAUGUAAAGAGAAAAACAGAUAAGCAAAGUCUCCUGAGAGAAGUAGAACUGUUAAAAAUGUUAGACCACAUCAACAUCAUGAAACUGUAUGAAUUUUUUGAGGACAAUAAUUAUUACUACUUGGUGUCUGAUGUGUAUUCUGGUGGGGAGCUAUUCGACGAGAUCAUCAGCAGAAAGAGGUUCUAUGAAGUAGAUGCAGCUCGAAUUAUAAAACAGGUUCUGAGUGGAAUCACCUACAUGCACAAGAACAACGUGGUGCAUAGGGAUUUGAAGCCAGAGAACAUUUUGCUGGAGACGAAGAACAAGGAGGACAUGAUCAUUAAGAUCAUCGACUUUGGGUUGUCUACGCAUUUUGAGUACAGCAAGAAGAUGAAGGACAAGAUCGGCACUGCGUAUUACAUUGCGCCUGAUGUGCUGCACGGCACGUAUGAUGAGAAGUGCGACAUUUGGUCCUGCGGCGUCAUCCUCUACAUUUUGCUCUCAGGCUGCCCGCCCUUCAACGGAUCGAACGAGUACGACAUCCUGAAGAAAGUCGAGACGGGCAAGUACACGUUCGACCUGCCCCAGUUCAAAAAAAUAAGCGACAAGGCGAAGGACCUGAUUCGGAAAAUGCUCAUGUACACUAGUGCCGUGAGAAUUUCCGCUAGAGACGCUCUAGAGCAUGAGUGGAUAAGGCUCAUGACGAGCAAGGACAACGUGAGCAUCGACAUUCCCUCCCUGGAGCUUAGCAUCACGAAUAUAAGGCAAUUCCAAAGCACGCAGAAGUUAGCGCAGGCAGCUCUGCUCUACAUGGGGUCCAAACUCACAACCAUAGAUGAGACAAAGGAACUCACCAAAAUAUUUAAGCGCAUGGAUAAGAACGGAGAUGGGCAACUAGAUCGAAACGAACUAGUAAUAGGCUACAAGGAGCUACUGAAACUGAAGGGAGAAGAUACCAGCGACUUAGAUAAUGCAGCCAUUGAGUAUGAGGUGGACCAGAUUUUGAGCUCCAUUGACUUGGACCAGAAUGGCUACAUAGAAUACUCGGAAUUUUUAACCGUUGCUAUUGAUAGGAAAUUGCUCUUGUCGACUGAACGUCUGGAGAAGGCAUUCAAGCUGUUCGAUAAGGACGGCUCGGGGAAGAUCUCCGCCAACGAGCUGGCGCAGCUCUUCGGGCUCAGCGACGUGGGGUCCGACUGCUGGAAGACGGUGCUCAAGGAGGUCGACCAGAACAACGACGGGGAGAUCGACUUCAAGGAGUUCCGCGACAUGCUCGUCAAGCUGUGCAACUAUUAAGGGGGGGCAGCCCACCUGAGUGGGG